UAUAAACGAGAGAAACAGGAUACACAUCUAUCAUAACUGUCGCAAAAUAUUUAACUUUGAGGUAAACGUAAAUACACCUUACAUAUCAUUUUAAUUAAAAAUUGAAUAUUGAAACCGGCUCUUAUUUUGUGCUCGCAGUAAGCUUGCUCUUGGUAUAAAAUGAAACGAAUCGAGCCAUCGAACGACCGACGUUUUAAGGCGAUAAAGUAAAGGUAAAAGCCGGCUGUGAGCUGUGAGCGAUGAUGCGGUGCAUCAAUGUUUCCAUGACGACGUUUUUUUCAGCUACCAACUUUACGAAUGGAAGUUAUUGCUUAUAUACUCGUGUAACUCGCGAUAAAUAAUAUUCAACGUGUAAUAAUACAAUAAUAGCGCUUUAUAGUCACGUUCUACGUAAAUCCUCUAUUUAAGCAAAUGGCGACAGCGAUCAAAGAACGUUCAAUUCCUGCUACGGACACACUGGUCAAGUAUGAUACUCCAGUUUCGGUUACGACUCAUCCAGAGAAGAUACGUAAGGAACCAGCGAAAAUUGGUAUAGCUGCUUGCAAAAUUCCAACAAUCUCAGCUCCAGCUGAUGCACGACGAGAAACCACCGAAAUUUUAAAUAGAAUUUUACCGUCGAAAGAAUGGGAGGAGGAUGGCCAGAUAUGGACUCAGCGUGUAUCGAGUACUCCUGCAACGAGAUUAGAUGUGAUAAAUUUACAAGAGCAACUUGAUAUGCGAUUGCAACAAAGGCAGGCCAGAGAAACUGGUAUUUGUCCUGUUCGUAGGCAGCUCUAUACACAAUGUUUCGAUGAAUUAAUACGACAAGUAACUAUAAACUGCGCCGAACGUGGAUUACUUUUACUGCGAGUACGAGACGAAAUCAAAAUGACAUUAGCUGCGUAUCAGACAUUGUAUCAAAGUAGUAUCGCUUUCGGGAUGCGUAAAGCACUGCAAGCCGAGCAAGGCAAAGAAAAUUUGAUUAAUACAGCCGAGGAAUUGAAACUACAAAAAAUUGAGCUGGAGAGAACAGUUGCGGAAUUACGACUCAAGUAUGAUCAAUCUGAGAAAAGAUCGGCUGAAUUAAGGGAAGCGGAGGAAAAAAAACAUACGGAGGAAGUGCAAUUCCUUAAAAAAACAAAUAUACAAUUAAAGACUCAAUUGGAAGGUAUAAUAGCAUCAAAAAAGUAACUGCAGAUAAAAUUUUCAUUUAAAAUAAUUUAUAAUGUUUACAAUAUAUAUUAUCCAGAGAAUUACGUAUGUGUAGUUCUUUUGUGCAGUUGGUGAAAGAGAGGAGAGAGAUAAUUAAUAAACUUUAACGUAACAUAGUAUAACUAUUAAACAGGAAUAAAGAUACAUCACAUCUCAAUAA
This is a messenger RNA of Trachymyrmex septentrionalis, 1351 nucleotides long. It is a transcript of the gene Dnali1, whose product is annotated as axonemal dynein light intermediate polypeptide 1. The record is from RefSeq and is a predicted model, not a curated record. Gene Ontology annotation, molecular function: dynein heavy chain binding. Lineage: Eukaryota; Metazoa; Arthropoda; Insecta; Hymenoptera; Formicidae. Gene Ontology annotation, cellular component: axoneme; filopodium. The coding region runs from base 412 to 1170 and encodes 252 amino acids. The transcript has 6 exons.